AUGGCUCAGCUCGAUGUCAUCCUUCAGCACCAGCUUUCGACGGAUGAGAGGGCGGUCGCUAACGUUCUCAUCGUUGUUUCGCAAUUGACGCCGUCUCAUCUGAGCUCGCCUCGACUUCUAGUUGCACGUAUUCAUUCACUUCUCCAAAAGCCAGUUUAUCCUGGCGCAAGAUGGGCAGGCUUCUGCCUUGCGUAUAGAGUCGCGUCUUUAAGCUCCGAGGUACUCACAGAAAAUGCCAAAUCAUGGAUUUCAUCUGCAUUGCCUGCGUUGUCGAGAGAUGAACCACCGCCAGUGCACAUCGAGGCGAUGCGGCUACUGCACCUGAUUUUUACGUCGGCCCUCGACAUGCCCGAGUUUCACCGUCAGGUGGUCACCCCCAACCUCCAGAAAUUCAGCAUCGCAUUGUUACAACUUGCAGAGAACUUGAACACACCUAAUAGAGUUAUGGUCUUCGCGUUCCGAAUUUUGACGCAUAUGGUCUCAUCGUUCCCCGCGGCGCAUGUGUCACUGACCCCUCGACUUACUAAACUUGCCCUGUUUCGGCUAAGUCGGAUUGACGGUCAGCUGCACAACAGCGAAUCGCUGUUGGCUUCUUCGUCCGCCAUCCUUCUUUCCGCACUGCAUAUCCCUGGUGGCAAAGCUCGUUCCGUCCUGUUGUGGCGAAAAACUCUUGAGGAUACAUUAAAUAGUAUCAUUGUGUGCGUCGAAACAUUGAGGACAGCUUUCAAAGUUGAGGCAAAAAUAGAAGCAACGUUACCUUCAUCCCCAGGACUCGAGCUCCCUACUAUCCCGGAAGAUGCGUCCCCAGCCCUGGUGAUCCCUCUGGUCAUUGAUAGACUUCGUUCCCUUGUUUCAUUGUUGGUCAAACUUCUAAGUGCAACAUCGUCUCGCCCAUUAGUUUUACCCCUUGGCCCGAUUGCUUCGGUAGUGGACAGGUUGUUAAGUGUUACCACUAUGGACCCUCAUUCAGAUCCACAUGUUUUUGUUGACCCGUUACGCCGCUCGAUGGAGGUGUCUGCUAUUCCUUCGCUCCUGGAAAUUGGCUGUGAUCUAUAUAUUGCUCUAAUCAACAGCACCUCACAUCAUGUAACCCCGUACAUCCCAAAAAUUUCCUCCCUGAUAGCCUGGCAUCUUGAGCAGGAUUAUCCACCGACCACCCGGCUUGCACUUCUUCGAGCGGUUUCCAUCUCUCUAUCUGUUCCGUCCCACAUGCACCCGAUAGCACACACUCCGUAUCUGCCUGGUCGCUUCAUCCGCGCUUUACUCGUCCCUAUGCUGAAGAUCCUUCCCAGUCGCUCAGGGGCUGAUGUCUCCCCGCCAAAACCGACUGAUGACUAUAUUCAAGCUAAUGGUUCUAAAGGAAACAAGAAAGAUAAAGGCGGAACGUUCGAAGGUGAUGAACUUCUGAGACCAGGGGCUGUGGGCUCCAAGUGCCUGAAUCCUGAUGUUCAGGUGUGGCAGGAAGUCCUAGUGUCCCUCGAUGCGCUCAAACCCCUUCUUCUGAUCCCAUCUUCAACGUCCUCAGCCAUUAAAACUACUUCUGGCCAAUCCCCGCCCUCAUUCGCACCCCUCCAGUCCAUUACACUUCGAAUAUUAACCUCCCUUCUAUUAAGUUUGCCCCACGACUCGCAUGCCCUCCCCCACCGCCAACAGCUCCAUACUAUUCUCGAUAAGAUAACACAGACUUGCGAGGACGUCAUUCUUCGAGAUGGGGGUACUGGAGGGGACGAAUGGCUGAGGAAGAACCUCAGCAUCUUGAUCAGGUCUGCUGCUAACGCCGCUGCUCACGACCAUCGGCAGUCUUCUCUUGUGUCACUAAAUCUCCUUCUACACCCUCGUGUCCCCCCUCACUUGGGCCUUCCACCUACGUGGUCUUCCUCCUUAUCUUCCGCGAGGACUAUUAAGGACAUUUUGCUCUUCAGAGAAAGCAAGGAAGAACGGGAAGUGAGAUUAGGUUUGGGCAUAUCCUUGGCUGCCGAUGAGAAGAUGGAAGACACAAUGGAAGGGGCCGCUACCACCGACCAAAUUAUUCCUGUUUCCCUCGUUCCAAAACCUCUGUGGCAUUCGUUUGAGGAUACUACGUAUAACGUAUUGCACCGAUCGAUCAUUUCGCCCACAAUUGAGGAAGAUUCCGUACUGAAUGCCCCAAACAUUCCUCGCCCUUGGUCCCCUUCAGUGCCUCAGCCGUUGGUCACUACUGCGGCUCCCGUCUCCAUAACGGCACCCACAACCUCCAACCACAAUGGCCAAAUCCCAUUGCUCCCAGAGACAGGCACGAUUGAAACAGCACCCAAUAUCCCCACCUCACCACGCUCGGCUCAGAAUGUCUUUCCCGAGGUGUGGACACCCCCGCGACCAGUUCAUUUGGACGAUUCAUCCAUGGUUGAAGACGGUCAAACCAUCAAAGAGCAAAGGUAUAAUAUGCUUCCUACACCAGAUGGUGAAGACGACGACGAAGUCGGCUCACUGCCGGAAAUCAUCAUGGGUUCUGAUGAAGAGUAAUAAUGCUCUAGUCUAUACUCGAUACGCAAACAUCUAUUUGAUACGAUUUAUGCUGUUGCGGGACUACAUACAUAAUUCUAUGAAGCUGAGCCU
Messenger RNA from Cantharellus anzutake, 2595 nucleotides. RefSeq lists its product as uncharacterized. Lineage: Eukaryota; Fungi; Basidiomycota; Agaricomycetes; Cantharellales; Hydnaceae. The record is from RefSeq and is a predicted model, not a curated record. Gene Ontology annotation, cellular component: nucleus. The transcript is spliced from 10 exons. Bases 1 to 2502 code for a protein of 833 amino acids. Gene Ontology annotation, biological process: rRNA processing.